AUACAACUUGGCUAUGCGCCAAUGUUCAGUGCCUGACUAGCUGUCAGAAACAUAUUUAUAAAUUUUAUUAUUUAAACAAGCUAGGUCAUCGUUUUAAUGGAUAAUAAUGCCCGUUAAGGUUGAUAUUACUCCUCCACCGCCAGCGAAUUCGAAACAACCUGGCGUGACCAAGUCCCUACUUUACAACGGAUCGAAAUUUCAAGGGCAUCAGAAGUCUAAAGGAAAUUCGUAUGAAGUAGAAGUUGUUUUGCAGCACGUCGACGAAGAAAAUUCAUACCUUUGUGGAUAUUUAAAAAUAAAAGGUUUAACAGAAGAAUUUCCGACUCUCACAACAUUUUUCGAUGGCGAGAUUAUUUCUGCGAAAUAUCCAUUUCUUACGAGAAAAUGGGAUGCGGAUGAGGAUGUUGACAGAAAGCAUUGGAGUAAGUUUGACUUGUUUGUACCAUAUUUAAAGACAUUCAACUCAGACUCAUUUGAUUAUGAAUCACUUGCAAAGGCUGAUUAUGUGUUUAUGAGGUGGAAGGAACAUUUUUUAGUGCCCGAUCACACAAUUAAGGAUAUAAAUGGUGCUUCUUUUGCUGGCUUCUACUAUAUAUGCUUUCACAAAUCGGCUGCAACUAUAGAAGGCUAUUAUUAUCAUAGGAGCUCCGAGUGGUUCCAGUCAUUGACAUUAAGCCAUGUACCAGAACAUAGCAUUCAAAUCUAUGAGUUCAGAUGAAACCAUGGGACUGCAAACAAAUGGAUGGAUGUUUGUUUCAAAUAGUACUUACUCAUUCUCUAAGUCGUCAUUUCAGUUGAGCUGUAGUUAAAGAACUCGAUAUGUCUUUUACGAACAAUGAUUUUGAACAACAAUGUGGCUUGCCCUUGCAUAUACUUCAAUAAUUUUUUCUUAGAAAUUGUUUAAAUUAUGAAUCUACCAUGCCAUUGUAGCUUACAAAUUUACAUUAGUUAAUUUUUGUACAUUAUUUUGAAAAUGAAAUUGAAAGUACUAUAUCAUGAUUUUAUUCAUUAUCAUUGUACUAUAAGAUUCUCAAUAAUACUAACAAUAAGUAUUGUGAUUGUGAUAUUAUGUACAAAUUUCUUGUGUAUUUGUAGGAUUAUGUUGGAUUUAAAGUUUUUUUUUUUGAGACUGUGUUCUUUUCUGUUAAGUUAAAUAUUACAUAUUAUAUUUUUUAAUGAAGUAUGUGCAAGUUCAGGGUAUUACAUUUGUAUAAACAGGUUUAUAUUAUUUUGACUUAGGAGAAACAAUUUUAACAGUGUUAUUAAGAAAAAUUUAAUAUUUUUUUUUUCAAUAAAAUUAUAAAUACAUGUAA
Molecule: messenger RNA, 1313 nt
Organism: Danaus plexippus (monarch butterfly)
Lineage: Eukaryota; Metazoa; Arthropoda; Insecta; Lepidoptera; Nymphalidae
Product: glucose-induced degradation protein 4 homolog
Exons: 4
Coding region: 107-718 (203 amino acids)
Biological process (GO): protein targeting to vacuole; protein catabolic process in the vacuole; negative regulation of gluconeogenesis
Cellular component (GO): GID complex; extrinsic component of membrane
Source: RefSeq, a predicted model, not a curated record